AUGCCGUUCACCAAGGUCGUCAAGAACCGUGCGUACUACUCACGCUACCAGACAAAGUACCGUCGUAGACGUGAGGGAAAGACCGAUUACUAUGCCCGUAAGAGGUUGAUCACCCAGGCGAAGAACAAGUACAAUGCGCCCAAGUACAGGCUCGUUGUCCGCUUCACCAACAAAGACAUCAUCAUGCAGAUCAUCUCCUCCGAGAUUGUCGGUGACAAGGUCCUAGCCGCCGCCUACUCGCACGAGCUCCCCCGCUACGGCAUCAAGCACGGUCUCACCAACUGGGCCGCCGCCUACGCCACCGGUCUCCUCCUCGCCCGCCGCACGCUCACCAAGCUCGGCCUGAACGAGGAGUUCGAGGGUGUUGCCGAGGCCGACGGCGAGUACAAGCUCACCGAGGAGUCUGAGGAGGGCCGCCGCCCCUUCAAGGCCGUUCUCGAUGUCGGUCUUAAGAGGACCUCCACUGGUGCCCGUGUUUUCGGUGCCAUGAAGGGUGCCAGCGAUGGUGGAAUCCACAUCCCCCACUCGGAGUCUAGGUUCCCUGGAUUCGACAUUGAGACCAAGGAGUUGGAGGCUGAGGUGCUGAGGAAGUACAUCUUUGGCGGUCACGUUGCCGAGUACAUGGAGACUCUUGCCGACGAUGAUGAGGAGCGCUACAAGUCCCAGUUCCAGCAGUACUUGGAUGACGGUAUCGAAGCCGAUGGUCUCGAGGAGAUGUACCAGGAGGCCCACUCCAAGAUCCGCGAGAACCCCAACCUCGAGGACCCCGACAACAAGGACUCCAAGGGCAAGGACUACUGGAAGGGCGAGUCCAACAAGUACCGUCUCCGCAAGAUCUCCCGCGAGGAGAGGCGGAAGAACGUCGAGAAGAAGAUUGCCGAGAAGUCAUCAUAG
This is a messenger RNA of Morchella importuna, 894 nucleotides long. RefSeq lists its product as uncharacterized. The coding region runs from base 1 to 894 and encodes 297 amino acids. Gene Ontology annotation, molecular function: structural constituent of ribosome; 5S rRNA binding. The record is from RefSeq and is a predicted model, not a curated record. NCBI's taxonomy places the organism in Eukaryota, Fungi, Ascomycota, Pezizomycetes, Pezizales, Morchellaceae. Gene Ontology annotation, cellular component: cytosolic large ribosomal subunit; ribosome. Gene Ontology annotation, biological process: ribosomal large subunit assembly; translation. The transcript has 4 exons.